GGGGAGAAGGCAAGGCUGGGUGUUUGGCUAGCAAGUAAUGUGUCCAGUUCACGACAGCCCGGCCACAUCAACAAAUCCCCUUUGUUACGGGGCAAAAGCAGCAGAACAAAUUGUGUCAAUAAUUUCCAGUGAGGGCGAGUGAACACAUGAGGGGACACUGAUGACAGUAACAGGGGCCUGGAGCGACGCUGAGCUGAGCCCUCCCAAGGCCAAAGCAAGUGUGGACCCUUGUGCACCAGAGAGAACAUCAUGGUGGCUUUCAAAGGCGUCUGGACUCAAGCAUUCUGGAAGGCAGUCACUGCAGAAUUUCUGGCCAUGCUUAUCUUUGUCCUGCUCAGCCUGGGGUCCACCAUCAACUGGGGCGGAACAGAAAAGCCCUUGCCCGUUGACAUGCUUCUCAUCUCUCUGUGCUUUGGACUCAGCAUUGCCACCAUGGUGCAGUGCUUCGGCCACAUCAGUGGAGGUCACAUCAACCCAGCCGUGACCGUGGCCAUGGUGUGCACCCGGAAGAUCAGCAUCGCCAAGUCUGUCUUCUACAUCACAGCCCAGUGCCUGGGGGCCAUCGUAGGAGCUGGGAUUCUCUACCUGGUCACACCUCCCAGUGUGGCGGGGGGCCUGGGAGUCACCACGGUUCAUGGAAAUCUUACUGCUGGUCAUGGUCUCCUGGUGGAGCUGAUAAUCACAUUUCAGUUGGUGUUUACUAUUUUUGCCAGCUGUGAUUCCAAGAGAACCGAUGUCACUGGCUCAAUAGCUUUAGCAAUUGGAUUUUCGGUUGCAAUUGGACAUUUAUUUGCAAUUAAUUACACAGGCGCCAGCAUGAAUCCUGCCAGAUCCUUUGGACCUGCAGUUAUCAUGGGAAACUGGGAAAACCACUGGGUCUACUGGGUUGGACCAAUAAUAGGGGCUGUCCUCGCAGGUGCCCUUUAUGAGUAUGUCUUCUGCCCAGAUGUUGAACUCAAACGUCGGUUUAAGGAAGCCUUCAGCAAAGCUGCCCAACAAACGAAAGGAAGUUACAUGGAGGUGGAGGACAACAGGAGUCAGGUGGAAACCGAGGACUUGAUUCUGAAACCUGGAGUGGUACACGUGAUUGACAUCGACCGGGGCGAGGAGAGGAAGGGGAAAGACCCGUCUGGAGAGGUAUUGUCUUCCGUAUGACUAGAAGAUAGCACUGAAAGCAGAAGAGAUUCCUUGGAACUGUCCUCAGAUUUCCUCCCACCCAUUAAGGAAACAGAUUUGCUCUAAGUUAAACACAUGCAGAUUUUUCAUUUCUCAUUAUAUUACCCAAUCCAAACGAUAAGUAUUUUAUUAUUUACCAAGGAGGAAAGGAAGAAACCUAUUAUAAAUUUCAAAUCUAAAAGAGAAAUCUGGUUAAAGUGUCCUCAAAGCAAAUAUAUAUGUAGUUAUAUCUAGCUGCCUCUUGUUAAUAACCAUUUAAAAUGUGUGUCAAGAUUUGAUGAAGUCAUGGGCUGGGGAUUUAGCUCAGUGGUUCCACCGCCUGCUUCGCAAACACAGGGUCCCAUGUUCGAUCACCAGUACCAAAAAGAUAAAAAGAUUUGAUGAAGUCUUGUCUUACAGAACUUAGAGACAUACCUAUCAGCUUAUGCCUCCUCUGUGAGAAAAUUGGUGUCAUUGAUGAUAUUGUCAUUUGAAUAUUUGUCCAUUAAGUGAAGUUUAACAAUAACACAAUGCAGUGUGUCACAGGGUCAUGCACAUUGAAAAGAAGAAAUACAAAAAGGUCUUUUAUAACCAAUCCCUUAUUUAUAAACUACCUCUGCAAAGGAAUACGAGCAGUGGUCAUCUUUCAUCAAUUAUUUCCAUUUUUAUUGCAAAUACUGAACUUUCAACCCCAAUUCCUGUUCAUUAUACUCCUUCUUCCUCCUCAAUAUACAAGAUAAUGUGGAUAAAAGCCCAGACAAAUUAGAAACAAUAUUUAGAAAUCCUCUAUAUUUCUAAGUUCCUCCUCUUAAAACUUCUGAAUCAUUAGGGGCACCUAUUGAGAUUCAGGACAAGUAGAUGGGAAAUCUUACAGUGGGUUGGAGAAAUGUUACCAUCAUAGAAAAGCCACAAGAAGAAAAAAGGAAAUUGGUAUUCUAGCUUCAAAUGGCUCUUCUGUUUUCAUUGCAUAUUCUCAGAUGCAUCACACAGGGUUAACGAUCUAAGCUUUUAAUCACUUUACCACUAUGCUUAUUUUUUAAAUUUAUUGGCAAAACUUGGGAGUUUAUGUGCUUGUAACUUUAUUUAUCUGUAUCGAGACAUUUGCUGAGACUUAUUUUUGACAACAAGAAUUUAGCUAUGUGGAUUGUGACUUACUGUUGAUCAUUAGGUCCCGCUCACUCUGGAAAGUACAAACUUGUGCCCAGUCCCAACCUCUGCUGCUUUCUCACCUCCUGUGACAUUUGUUGAUCUUCACCACAAAUGUAACUAUAGUUGAGCAAGUUAAAAUGCGUGACAGGAGACAGGCAAGGCAGGACGUGGCUGAGGAAUAAAAGGGAGAGAAGAGCACUUUUUUCAAACCUUUCAUUUGUAGAGAUACUGUAUACCCAAUAUAUCUCUAUAGUCCACUCGAUUUUAAAGUAUUUUGUAAGGUAAUUUGUUUUCUCUGCCCUGCUUUGGUCAGUAGACUGUUCUCUGAAAACCCCAUUUCUAUCCACCUAACUGUGGAGUCUAGACUAUAUCUUAGACAAAGAGCUGUAAAUGUCGACUUUGCUGGACAAAAGCUAGUAGCCAGGAAAACAUGACGCCCCACCACUGCGAGGAGUAGCAUGUAAAUAGCUGAUAAUCACAGGCUUUCUUCUCCCCCAGCACCGUUCCAAAUGUGUGUCACUUUUUAGUGGUAAUGGCAGUUGUGUGUCUUUGGCAGCAAGAUAAUGGACCACUAUUAAACCUGAUUCUUUCAGGGGCUAGAAAAAGAGUGAUGUGCGAGGAUCUCGGAGCGAUCACACCAGUGUCGCACCUCCGAGUGUCACUGAUGUGUUCACAUUUUUUACGGCAGGUGCCUAAAGCCUAAAGCCAGGCCCCUACCUCAGAGGCCCAACUGUAGCACCACUGCGGAAGUGAUGUGGGUCACUUUCUGAUUUGUGGCACCUGUAGAAAUGAGGGGACAACUGUGCAAGAGUGCUUUGCGCCCCCCUUUAUUUCAAAGAUUUGCACAUACACCACUAAAAGCUUGAGAUCCAGGGAUGGUUCCGUUGAAAAGUAGCAUCGACCAUCAGCAAACGUGUCAGUUCAAAACUAAAUUUAGUUAAAAAGCAAGAGUUCAACACAUUUCUGAAUAUGCUUAUAAAGUAUAGGCUUAUAAUCAUUUUUUCCUGUGGAUUAUUCCACAUACCCUCACUUUUACACUCAUUUCCAAUUAUAGCAUUCAAUAAAUUAGAGGGUUUUUUUAAGUGAAUGGUAUUUCUAUGAUUUGUUUUUCUCAGCACCUAGCAGUGUGUUGGGCACACAGUAGGCAUUCCAAGCAAGUUUGUUAGUAAAAAUAUAGAUGUCUCAUUUGGGAUUUUUGAAAAUACAAGUAAUUUUCUAAUUCUUAGUUUUUUCAAUAUUUAAUAAAAAGUGUGUUUUGAGUAUUACUAAAGGGAGGCAUUAUACAUGUGAAAACCAUAAAAUAUGCUUUUGCAUUGGACUGUGUUUAGGGGCAUGAAGUGAAUAGAAGCUUCAGCACUCUUUUUCCCCCGCAUAUGAGACAACAUAUUUUGUAUUUCACUCAAGGCUCUGCCAGUAAAAAGUAAUGAAAUUGUACCUUUCUAAUGACAUCUGUGCAGCAGGGGUCUACUGCCUUGUGGAUGACACCAAAUUAUCCAAGUGUAUUAGGAGACUGGGGCUUUUUUCUUUAAUCCCUUCUUAUUAAUAAAGUGCGUAGUGCUGCUCCCAGGAGACAGUGGCUGACAGAUACACAGAGAAGAGAUCAGAGAGGAAAAACCGGGAAGACAUAAAUGAAUUAUACCCAGCUGUGGAACAAUGCCAACAGGCUCUUCCCACAGGGAGAGUACACAAAUACCCCAAGUUAUUUGCGGCCCCGGCUCUGAAAAUGUGCUUAGUUUGUCAAAAUGAUACAGGAGGGAAAGAGCCACUUUUUAAGUUUUUGGAGUUUCAUUUAAAAAAAAAUCUUAGGACCCAGAUCCUGAAUGUAUGUUUCCAUUGUUGAAAAUAGCAUAUUCUUUUUACACUGGAAGAAAGUAUUUUCUGGAACCUAGCUGGUUGGCCAAACUCAGGUGCCAGCACUCAGGGUUUGCCAUUUGACACUGUUCUAAGUUCCUAUGUUUUCCAUCAUCUAAGCCUUUUCUUACCGAGCUACUGCUCGGUGUUGGCUGGUAUCUGAGGAGAUCAGAAAUGUUUGGAAAAUACAUAUGGCGGAAGAGAGGUAUGUGAUAGAUUAGAGGCCUGGCUCCAAACAGAAUAUUCUACGAGGCCAUAAUCCAGGCCACUCUUGUCUAAACUCCAUAAUGACAGGGAAAUUCCAAACUGGAGGAGUAAAUUCAGAUGCUAAAUUUCACUCUGACCAGGCUAUUUGUUCCAGCACAGUGACUCUAUCCCCACACUUAUGAGCAUGUGACAGAGAAACUGCCUUUGUGACAACUGAAGAUGGCAGUCUGAACUGAAUAGACAAACUUAUCAAAAAAUGUGUAAAAGCCAAUAUAAAUCCUGACCAUCAGCCUCAUACAAGGCACUCAGAACACUUUAUACCUGAAAGUAUGUGCCCUCCCUAUGGUGGUUCAAGCAUGAGAAUCAUUAAAAAAUCAAGGUUACUACCCAGACACUAUAAUGAACAAAAAUCACUGCCUUGACCUCAGAUUUUGUGAGUUCACACUUGUGUUUUAAUGCUUUACAGAUCGCCCCAAAACAACACUAACUUUUGAAACCUAUGAUUCUGUGAAAUAAAUGGAAGACACUUAAUGCAAAGAUCAAAAACUGUGGCCACUCACUUUUACAAAUGACUCUCAGUGGCCUACGAAAUACAUAUCAAAUAAAUUCUACACA
Fukomys damarensis (Damara mole-rat) is the source of this 4977-nucleotide messenger RNA. It is a transcript of the gene Aqp4, whose product is annotated as aquaporin 4. Gene Ontology annotation, biological process: transmembrane transport. Lineage: Eukaryota; Metazoa; Chordata; Mammalia; Rodentia; Bathyergidae. The transcript has 5 exons. The record is from RefSeq and is a predicted model, not a curated record. Gene Ontology annotation, molecular function: water channel activity. Bases 250 to 1155 code for a protein of 301 amino acids. Gene Ontology annotation, cellular component: basolateral plasma membrane; plasma membrane.